AUGGCCCUAUUCCUCGUGCCUUCGCUUCUCCUGCUGGCCUUCCUGGGGGCCCUGCCAGGCGCACGGACUAGAUGUCCAGAGCCCGCUGACCUGAAGCCCGAGGGCGGGACUCGCGAGUGUGCCCGACUCUAUGACAAGAGUGAUGCCUACUACGAGAAUUGCUGCGCGGGCUCCCAGCUGAGCCUGGAGCCCGGCGCCGACCUGCCCUACCUGCCGGCGGGCUGGUACCACGCCGCCUCCUCCCUGGUGGUGGGAACGCGCUGUGAGCUCACUGUCUGGUCUCUCCGCGGCAAGAGAGGGAAGUCCCGCAAGUUCUCAGCGGGAGCCUACCCUCGGCUAACAGAGUAUCGCCGCGGACUAUUGGGAGAUUGGAACAACGCCAUCGGGGGAGUCUACUGCAAGUGUAACUAA
Molecule: messenger RNA, 411 nt
Organism: Phascolarctos cinereus (koala)
Lineage: Eukaryota; Metazoa; Chordata; Mammalia; Diprotodontia; Phascolarctidae
Gene: SYCN
Product: syncollin
Biological process (GO): exocytosis
Cellular component (GO): secretory granule membrane
Source: RefSeq, a predicted model, not a curated record